Anopheles maculipalpis is the source of this 2407-nucleotide messenger RNA. It is a transcript of the gene Med, whose product is annotated as mothers against decapentaplegic homolog 4. Gene Ontology annotation, molecular function: RNA polymerase II cis-regulatory region sequence-specific DNA binding; DNA-binding transcription factor activity, RNA polymerase II-specific; I-SMAD binding. The record is from RefSeq and is a predicted model, not a curated record. Bases 82 to 2400 code for a protein of 772 amino acids. NCBI's taxonomy places the organism in Eukaryota, Metazoa, Arthropoda, Insecta, Diptera, Culicidae. Gene Ontology annotation, cellular component: heteromeric SMAD protein complex. The transcript is spliced from 9 exons. Gene Ontology annotation, biological process: SMAD protein signal transduction; cell differentiation; transforming growth factor beta receptor signaling pathway.
CACACAAGUAUACGGGCACCGCCAGCCUUUAGCAAGGUGGAUACUAAAAGCAACCUGGGACUUUCCCAGGAUUUCGAAAGGAUGGUCGGGCUGACGGGUGGAUCGCAUCUGUAUGCGGCCGGUAUACCAGCGGCCGCACAGGAAAUCGUCCGUGACAUGGCUGCUAUGCCAACGGCGGCCCCGACCAGUGCGGAUGCGUGUCUCAGUAUCGUCCAUUCGCUGAUGUGCCACCGGCAGGGUGGUGAAAGCGAAGGCUUCUCCAAGCGGGCCAUCGAAUCGUUGGUGAAGAAGCUGAAGGAAAAACGGGACGAGUUGGAUUCGUUGAUUACGGCCAUCACCACCAACGGGGCACAUCCGAGCAAGUGUGUCACGAUACAGCGUACCCUUGAUGGGCGAUUGCAGGUCGCCGGACGCAAAGGAUUCCCGCACGUGAUCUAUGCCCGCAUCUGGCGUUGGCCUGAUCUUCACAAAAAUGAGCUGAAGCACGUAAAAUUCUGCCAGUUCGCAUUCGAUCUAAAGUGUGACUCAGUCUGUGUUAAUCCUUACCAUUACGAGCGUGUCGUAUCUCCCGGGAUCGAUCUGUCGGGACUCACGCUUCAGUCCGGCCCAAGUCGCUUAAUCAAGGAUGAAUACACACCGGGCUCGGUCGUUGGUGGUGGAAUGGAUAUAGAUGGUAAUGAAAUCGGUACCAUCCAGCAUCAUCCCUCAAUGGUUGCCGGUGGUGCGUAUAGCACCAUGACGAUGCAUCCACAAGUGCCCGAUCCAUCUCAGUUGAGUGGUUUGUACGGAUCAAGUACCGGUCCACGGCCGAUACCAAAGUUGGAAUCUGCCGAACAAUCUCGAAACAGUGGUCCCAGCAGUUGGAUGAGCGGUGCGGGUAGUGUCGGUGGUCCAUCUUCCGCAGCGGCCAUGCUAUCAUCGGCAUCCUCAUCCGGAAGUCAGCAGCACCCACGCUUGUCCUCUUCUUUACCGCUUUCAUCCGUUAUCGGUGGUCCCGCCGGGCUUACAAACAAUGGUUUACGUGCGUCGCAGAGCUCACAGCAACAGACACAAUCGUCACAACAGCAGCCACAGCCUUCAUCACAACCCAGUUCGCAACUAACGAACGGCGGAAAUAGUGGCUUACUUGGUAGUGCUGCCCAGGCAAGUACUAGCGGCGGUGGUAGCAGUGGUGGACUGAUCGGUGGAGAUACCUCGCAGUACUAUGGCAAUGCUGCCAGUGCGGACCCUUCGAUGGGAAAUGAUCCACAAAGUGCAAUGGGGCCUUCAAGCAUGUCUGGUUCGCUAUCGGCAACCUCGCCCGUAUCGCCCCAUCUACAGCAGAAUGGGUACGUGUCGGCGAGUAAUGGACAGUCGUCACAAGCCGGACCCUCCGUUGGUCAGCCGCAAACGAAUCAAACCGGUGCGCCACAAUACCAGCAGCAACAGCAACAACAGCAGCAACAAUCGCAACAACAGCAGCAGCAGCCAGGUGGUUCCGCCACGUGGUCCGGUUCGAAUACUCUAAAUUACACACAAUCGAUACAACCGCCGGCCCAUGCAAGUGGUUCACAUCAACAGCAAGCAUCACAGGCUGCAUCACAAUACUGGCCACAUAGUUCCGGCAGUGGUGCUGGUGGUGCGGUCGGUACUGCCGGCGGUUCCAGCGUUGGUACCGCCACCGGUGGACAGCUGGCAGAAUUGCCCGGUCAGCAACGUUUGCUGUCGCGCCAGCCCGCACCCGAGUACUGGUGUUCGGUGGCUUACUUCGAGCUGGACACACAGGUGGGAGAAAUGUUUAAGGUACCUUCGAACCGGCCAAACGUCACCAUCGAUGGGUACGUCGAUCCGUCCGGUGGCAAUCGGUUCUGUCUCGGGGCGCUUAGUAACGUGCAUCGAACGGAGCAAAGUGAAAAGGCGCGGCUACAUAUUGGUAAAGGUGUACAGCUGGAUUUACGUGGCGAAGGAGACGUUUGGCUACGGUGUCUCAGUGAUCAUUCAGUAUUUGUACAGAGUUAUUACCUCGACCGGGAGGCAGGCAGAACGCCUGGCGAUGCCGUACACAAAAUCUAUCCCGGAGCGUGUAUAAAGGUAUUUGACUUGCGACAGUGUCACCUGCAGAUGCAAUCCCUCGCCAACUGUGCCCAGAAAGCGGCUCAAAUGCAAGCCGCCGUCGUGGCUGGUGUUUCAGCCGUAGGAGCUCCUAGAAGUCUAUCGGCUGUCGCUGGAAUCGGUGUGGACGAUUUACGACGCCUUUGCAUCCUGCGACUGUCGUUCGUGAAGGGCUGGGGUCCUGACUAUCCGCGACAAUCGAUCAAGGAAACGCCCUGCUGGGUGGAGGUCCAUCUUCACCGGGCGCUGCAACUGUUGGACGAAGUGCUGCAUCAGAUGCCGAUCGAUGGACCGCGUGCCAUCGAAUAAAGUUAAG